Molecule: messenger RNA, 2872 nt
Organism: Photinus pyralis (common eastern firefly)
Lineage: Eukaryota; Metazoa; Arthropoda; Insecta; Coleoptera; Lampyridae
Product: terminal nucleotidyltransferase 5C
Exons: 2
Coding region: 230-1693 (487 amino acids)
Biological process (GO): mRNA stabilization
Molecular function (GO): poly(A) RNA polymerase activity; RNA binding
Source: RefSeq, a predicted model, not a curated record
CUGACAUAACAAUUCUACCAGUUGCCUCGCUCUGUUGCAGCCAGUUCGGCGUGUGAUAGUUCGUUGUGUGGUCGUUGGUUGUGUGCUUAUUUCACUUUCACACCAGGCAAGAGUGUCACAAUCGUUAAUUCGAUAGAAAAGCUCUAUCAGUUAACGCGAACGUUAAAAGUUGCUUGAUUCGGUAUACAUAUUGCAUUGUAACGUACGCGUCUUAUAAAAUUCAGUGAAAAUGGGUACACCUGAAUUUAAGGAUAUGGACACGAACAUGGAAGAUUCUGGAAACAGUUGCGGAAGCAGUGUCGUUUCCGAUUUUAGUGGUCGUUCGGACCAUACCGAUUUCUUCGACGGCGACGCGGAUUACGUGCAAGUAUCUGAUUUGGAAGGUGAAAAUGAUAAGGAAGAAACGCUGCACGCCUUGCAGUGUGGAAUAAUGGGGGCAACUGUAGACGAACAUCGAAGGCGAAUUUCCAUCGACGCAUAUACACCAAACCAUCCAAUCAACAAUAACGACAACCACUCAGAGACUCAACAACGACUGGCAGUACUUAGUUAUGAACAGGUUCGUCGCUUAAACGACGUAAUGGACGAAGUAGUGUGCAUUCACGGCAGAGGCAACUUUCCCACUUUGGAAGUGAAACUUCGAGACCUAGUGACGGUAGUACGUGGAAAACUGGAAGCAGAGACGUCAUCGGGAGGCGCUGGAAUGCGUGUACGAGAUAUUCGCCUCAACGGUGGUGCAGCUUCACAUGUCCUAGCGACCGAGUCACAACCUUACAAUGACCUCGAUCUGAUAUUUGGAGUGGAAUUGUCGAGCGGAAGAAAUUACGACCGCGUCAAAUCGGCCGUUUUGAGUUCGUUGUUCGAUUUACUACCCGACGGUGUAAAUCGUAAGCGUAUUUCGACGUGUAGCCUGAAGGAGGCCUACGUCAGUAAAAUGGUCAAAGUGUACAACGACGGAGAUCGCUGGUCUCUAAUCUCUUUGGGAAACUCGCGCGGUCACAAAAACGUCGAACUCAAAUUUGUCGACACGAUGCGAAGACAGUUCGAAUUUUCGGUAGACUCAUUUCAAAUUGUUUUAGACUCUUUGCUUUUGUUUUACGAUUGUAGUAAGUUACCCAUUAGUGAAAACUUCUAUCCGACAGUCGUCGGUGAAUCUGUAUACGGGGAUUUUCAAGAAGCGCUAUAUCACCUUCAGAAGAAACUCAUCUCGACCAGAAAUCCAGAAGAAAUCCGAGGUGGCGGAUUAUUGAAAUAUUGCAAUUUAUUAGUUAAAAAUUACAAAGCCGCGCUCCCAGAUUGUAUUAAAACAUUGCAAAGAUACAUGUGCUCUCGAUUUUUCAUAGAUUUUCCGGAUAUCGCGCAGCAACGUGCCAAAUUGGAAAAUUAUUUGUGGAAUCAUUUUGUGGGACCAGAGGAGGAAUCUCUCAAACACCAGUACCUGAUGUUACUUCACGACGUGGUCGAAGAAUCCACCGUAUGCUUAAUGGGCCACGAGCGACGGCAGACUUUAGCACUCAUCGAAGGUCUUGCGUGGCAAGUUCUUUGUCAAGAUCAACAGCGUUUAAUGUCGCAUCAACCUCCGCCAGGUACUCUGGUGUAUGCAAAUGGUUAUAUCUAUGCUCCAGUUGCAUCGGUAAUACCAACACCUUGCUAUCCUUGCACUUGCAAUUCAUGGAUGUCUUGCUCAUCGUGAUAUGUGAAAAAGUGUCGUACAAAGCGUUAAUGUGCGAAUAUUAUGUCAGCAUUGCGUCUAUUAUAGUAGACUCUGUAGCUGUAUAGUAGUUUUUAUCGUUUAAAACGUUCGAUUAAACUAAGCGAUUACUUCGCAUAAACGAUGUGAAAAAUAUUGAGUGAGCUACCAUAAAAAUGUUAGUUCUACUAAUGUAAUCAAAUUCAUUCCGAAGAUACAGCGAGAAACGGUUUGAUUUACGUUCUAAGGGUGAAUGUGUCAAAUCUUAUGGCGCAUCGUUGGUGUGUGGCUGUGAGCAUGUUAUAUAUUUUGGUUGUGUUUUCAGUAAAUCAUAGAAAUUUUGGCAAAAUCAUGUGCAGUUUAAAGAUAUUUAAUGCCGUUUCCUGUUACAACCACGCACAUGUGAUACAUUUUAGUGGCGUUUUCACUGAAAUAUACUGCAAUAUAAAUAUGGACAAAUUUUAUUCCGUUCAAGUGAAACAAUCUGAUCAGUCUUACGGCUCGUGUUUUUAAAUUGUUUUUGUACGUUUUAACAUUGUAUUAAUCCCAGAGUUGCGUACUUUAGGCUGCACAUGAAUCCUAUCAAUAUGCAUAAUAACCUUUUUGGCGAAUUCGCAAGUAUUAUGUUCCACAGCGUUCAAAAGUUUGUGUGAUUACCAUAAAAACAAAAUAUGUUUCAGAAUAAAUGCAACUUUUCGUGAUUAAUACGUGAUCUAGAAUCUGAUUUGGAUUCAUAUUUUUAGAUAUUUUAUAUUGUAGUACUUGGAGAAACACUAAGUGGUUAUUACUAAGUUUUAUUUAGUUAUCCUUUUUUAUAUUAUUAUUUACUACAAUAGACUUAGAAGUCUCCAAAAUUACAAAAAAAAGCUAAUAUAGACUACUUGGUGACCUCCAUUAUCUCGCCUGUAAGUACUUACUACGUCGCAUAGGCGACCGACUGAAUUUAAUACAGAAUGUCUUGACUCUGGAUCUCCAGGAUUCUGCUAUAAUCUUUCACUUCCAUAAUUAUUAAAGUUAACAUAUUAGAUUAUAUUUAAGAAAAUAUCUAUUUUCAAUCAAACAUAUAAUUACCUGUAUGUAUUUAUGGGCCUCCAUUUGUAUAUUUUUAUUGUUCCAUUGGCCCAUAUAUGAAAUAUAAAAGAAUAUAAAAUUCAAUAAAAAGGAUCAUUGAGCUACAUUAAA